AGCGUUGGAAGGGGCAGGGGGCAUAAACUCAACACCACUCUGUUACUCUGUGUUCCCCCUGACUGGUCCAGAAAUUGCCCCCCUCUCCCUUUUCAGCAAUAACUGAUAGAAUGGUCAUUUUUAAACAAUGCAAGGUCCUGCUAUAGUUUACCAGAUAUUCUGCCAGAUAGUUUCCUAUUACUUUGAGCAGUAGCAUGAACAAAUUGGACUACACAUGAAGAAAACUCGGUAUUUUUAAAUGCAUUCUGCUUGCACACGUGUAUUUCCAGUACCCAUCCACUUGUGUUUUAAAGUUACUUACACGAGUAGAAACCCACUCUAGAACUUUAACAGAAAACUGAAGAAAGGGAAACUUUUAAUUUUACUUCGUUGGUCAUUAAAUUCAAAUACAGAUUUUCAGGGAUUUGGUUUAUUUUUUAAUUCUUACCUGUUUUUUUAAAUCCAUUUGCAAGAUCAAAAUUACUCAAACCUACCACUGGAGCCUCGUUUCUUUUUUUCAAAAAGCUGUUUAUAAGGGGAAAGUAUGCUUUUACACCCGGUCUUACUUUUUUUUUUUUGAUAGCUUAUGGCUGGAGUGGUUCCCUGAUACUAGCGCUGCACAUCCUGCUCCGCAAGCAGAUAUCUGUGAUGCUGCAGCCCCUUGAUGUCAGCAUUUGGGUUCCCUUAAGUUUCAGAAGUGUUAAGAGGCCCAUGUGGCAGCUGGAGUUUGUGUGCUUAGCUGUGUCCUCUAUUCUUGUGCACCAAGUCACUUCAUUAGUUAUAUAAGCAGAAAAUUGUAGUUUUCUGCUCUUUCACUACUAUCAGGGUUAGGCAUUGUACCUGUGGUCUCAUUUUUUCUGUAUAGCUUUUCAUCUGAUUAUUCACUGCUUAAUGAUUGCUUUGUGGUUUAUAUAAAAAUAUCUGGAAUUCCUAGAAGCUUUGAUUAUCUCUGCAAGACAAGAACAUAAUUAUAUGCAGUAGGAUGAGUGACUUAAUGGAAUAUUUUUCUGAUACAAAUGCUUGGAAAAAAAACCAAAACAGACAUGGCCCAGAGCAACAGCAGGUUAGGGUAAAAACUCUAAAGUCUGUCUUCAGUGCCAUCAUGUGAGCUAUUGUGGCACUUCCUGACUCCAUUUACCAGCUGGAGCAGGUGGCAUAAUGCUGUUUCUUUCAAAAACUCUUGGGAAAUACGGUUGAGAUUUGUGAGGAGUUUUGAAGCCUGUGGGUAAAAGGUAGUAUGUGUCUGCAAAGGUGGAAUUUUUAAAUCCAUUUUGGGGCAGUUCUUCCUUUCUUACACUUUCUGUAAAGUAGAAAGGGAGAAAAAAAGACCACGCAGGAACUUGUAGCAUGGUGCAGAAACUAAUGCAAGGUAGUCCUUUUGGACCUGCGUGUUGAGGUGAGAGCUUGUUUGUUAUGCAAUAAUAACCUGUUUAUUACAGAGCAUAGCAGGUCAUUGUGCUGAGCAUAAGAAAGAUGGAUGAUGAAUCAGAAAUUUUGCAACGUAGAAAAUGAAAGCACUUGCUGCAGAAAUGAAAACUGUGCUAAUGCAGAUAAUAAUUGAGAUGUAGUGUCCUUAUCAACUAUGCAAGGUGUGUUAGAGGAACCUUUACGCUUUCUCCCCAUCACCUUGAGCCACAUUUAUGCUAUUACGAUUUCUCUUCCCUUUUGUUGCUGUUCUCGUCUGGUGGCCCCUAAAACAAGACUGACGUUGCUGCUUCUGUAAUGCCACAUGUCAUCAGUCUGCUGUUUGUGAGGAAUGCGACACGGGAAAAUCCGAGAAGGCGAAUGCCUUUGACAAGUGGGUCACACAGCAGUAUUGCCGGUCUUGCUGCACUGCCCCCUCUGCAUAUCUGAACCGUUGACCAAGAACAGUAUUUGUUAAUUCAGCCAUAUGAAGUCUUGUCAGGACACAAACUAAAAAUAACUGGAUGUACACCUCUUGAAAUAGUGCAGAGCAUCCACAAAUCAUCUGGGUUAAAAAAACAAAGCAUUUUUGUCAUCAAUCUAUGAUGCACUUUUUGUGGCUUGUUUUGCAUAGUUGUACUCUAGGUUUCUCUAAAUACCUGUUGCAUUGUUGAGUGUUUUCAGGAAAAGAGGUUUUAGGAAAUUCCCUGAAUUGCUGCUUGUGCUCAGUAUUGGGCUUUUGUAUAAAUGUUUAAGUGGUUUAUUAUAUGAGUUUAGUCCACAAAAGCCGUAGCCAAGAAAGGCCUAGCUUGUGCCACAGGUGGGCAGUGCUGUCCCCUUGCUGCAGCGGCCGGUGUUAGGGGGAAACGUGCUGCUGACAUUAGGUAGAGUUGGGGAGGGCAGUGCUUGGGACAGGCCAUGGGGGAAUGCCAGGGCACCCAGUCUCAGUGACCAAAAUCUAGGCUGUUGCCUAGAUAGCUGAGCAGCAGGAUCCCUCCUGCCGUGAUCAGGAGCCACAGCAACCAGGUGUCCCUUUGUAUACCUGUCAGUUGACGUGCUGGCUUUCCACCCAGCACAUCUCCAAGUGGCGAUGGAUUGUCCUUUGCUAAUUGGAAGUAGCUUAUGGAUUGGUGAAGAAACCUGGUUGCUGCUUCUGGUGGAGGCUUGAGGUAGAGCAGAGCAUGGGUGCAGCUGGCAGCUGCAUAUCGGACAUUGCUCCCUGGCACGUGGAGGUGCCAUCGUGGCAUUAGUCACAGACUUGGCGCAAGGAUGGAGCCCUCCCCGAAACAGUGGAAGGGGUUGUGUGCAAUGGAGACUUCACUUGUGCUGAGAAGCCAGUAGAGCUGGUACCUGCGCAGAAGUAGCUGCUGGUACAGGCUCCUGCCUGAGGCAUAUUUCCACGAUCCAAACAGGCAGAGGAUAUGAGCAUCAGUGUUCAAGAGUAAACUCCUCAUGGGAAGUCCUGCUCCUACACUGAUCUGAGUAACGGCUCUGCUUGUGAAAGCAAAUUGGUGAGUUACCAUUUCAUGGAAGGUUUAAAAAAUGGCUGAAGAUGGCAGUGAUGAGAUUAUGUUUAUUUGGUGCGAGGACUGUAGGCAGUACCAUGAUUCAGAGUGUCCUGAACUAGGCCCAGUGGUGACAGUCAAAGACUCCUUUGUGCUGAGCAGAGCAAGAUCAUCUCUGCCUUCUAAUUUGGAGAUAAGACAAUUGGAAGAUGGGACUGAAGGAGUGUUUGCUCUCACUCAGCUAGUGAAACGUACCCAAUUUGGCCCAUUUGAAUCCAAGAGAGUUGCCAAGCUGGAAAAAGAAUCCGUUUUUCCCCUGAAGGUGUUCCGGAAGGAUGGGCCCUCGGUAUAUUUUGAUACCUCAAAUGAAGAUGAUUGCAACUGGAUGAUGAUGGUGCGACCAGCCACUGAAUAUGAGCAUCAAAACUUAACUGCCUUCCAGCAUGACAAUGAUAUUUACUUCACCACGUCCCGGGACAUCCCACCAGGAACUGAGCUGCGAGUGUGGUAUGCAGCUUUUUACGCCAAAAAAAUGGAAAAGCCAAUGCUGAAGCAGGUCACUAGUAUUGCCAAUGAUAAUUGCUUGGUAGUGAUGGAAUCUAAUAAAGAGGGCAAUAAAAUCCCUUCAAAACCUUCAUCUGCUGUCUUACCCCAUAAAAAAACAAAGAAAUCCAACAUACCAGCAACUGAUCCAGCAGUGAACACUCCAGAAGGCAGUGGAGCUGCAGAAGCAGAGUCCAGCCAGUGGGCUUGUAAAGUGUGUUCUUUGGCUUUCCAGGAGCCUCAGAUGCUGACAGAGCACUUGCUGAGUCACCUGGAACAAGCUAAAGGUGCCCCCCAAACCAGCCAAAAUGAGGCUGUUGCAGAGAAAGCAGCAGAGGCUCCCACUGUGGAUCAGCCAGUGAUUUGUGAUGCAGCCAGUGCCAGUACAGACUCAAGGAGGAAGGCCAGGCGGGGAAGAAAGCCCAGAACAGCAAAAGCAGAAACGCCUCUUGUUGUUAUCGAAGAGAAAGAUUCUGCAGUGGAACGUGUAGCUGAUGUUGUAACUGAGGUCCCACCAGAAGAGGUAGCCCUGCCUUCAGCUGCAGAAGAGAGGAUUAUGGAAUUGGUUUUAGGAAAGAUGCCUAGCACCACAAAUAGCAUCAGUUCAGUGACAAAUAGGUUUGCUCAUCACCAAAACACCAUGUCCCUCAAAAGAAGUUUAAUUCUCUCCAGUAGACAUGGUAUACGGCGGAAGCUGAUAAAACAACUUGGGGAGCACAAGCGAGUCUAUCAAUGCAGUAUCUGCAGUAAGAUAUUCCAGAACAGCAGCAACCUCAGCAGGCACAUCCGUUCCCACGGUGACAAACUAUUUAAAUGUGAGGAAUGCGCAAAGCUGUUCAGCCGUAAAGAGAGCUUGAAGCAGCAUGUUUCAUACAAGCACAGCAGGAACGAAGUUGACAGUGAGUACCGAUACAAAUGCACCACCUGUGAAAAGGCCUUUCGGAUAGAGAGUGCAUUGGAAUUCCAUAACUGCAGGACAGAUGACAAGACAUUCCAGUGUGAGAUGUGUUUCAGAUUCUUUUCUACUAACAGUAAUCUUUCAAAACACAAAAAAAAGCAUGGGGAUAAGAAGUUUGCAUGUGAAAUCUGCAAUAAGAUGUUCUACCGGAAGGAUGUCAUGCUAGACCAUCAAAGACGACACUUGGAAGGAGUGAGGCGUGUGAAAAGAGAAGAGUUUGAGCACAGCACGGAAAACAUGGUUCGCUACAAGAAAGAGCCUUCAGGAUGCCCCGUGUGUGGGAAGGUAUUUUCAUGUAGGAGUAAUAUGAAUAAACAUCUUUUAACACACGGAGACAAGAAAUACACUUGUGAAAUCUGUGGACGCAAAUUUUUCAGGGUGGAUGUGUUGAGAGAUCAUAUUCAUGUCCAUUUUAAGGACAUAGCACUAAUGGAUGAUCACCAGAGAGAAGAGUUCAUUGGUAAAAUUGGAAUCUCAUCAGAGGAAAACGAUGACAACUCUGAUGAAAGUGCAGAUUCUGAGCCUCACAAGUAUAGCUGCAAAAGGUGCCAGUUGACUUUCGGCAGAGGGAAGGAGUACCUGAAGCACAUAAUGGAUGUGCACAAGGAGAAGGGCUAUGGCUGUAGCAUUUGUAAUCGACGUUUUGCCUUGAAGGCAACUUACCAUGCACACAUGGUCAUUCAUCGGGAGAACCUGCCUGAUCCUAAUGUGCAGAAAUAUAUCCAUCCAUGUGAAAUAUGUGGAAGGAUUUUUAACAGUAUAGGAAAUCUGGAAAGACAUAAGCUUAUACAUACAGGUGUAAAAAGUCAUGCUUGUGAGCAAUGUGGCAAAUCAUUUGCUAGAAAAGACAUGUUAAAAGAACAUAUGCGAGUCCAUGAUAAUAUCCGAGAAUACUUGUGUGCAGAAUGUGGCAAAGGAAUGAAGACAAAACAUGCACUUCGUCACCACAUGAAACUUCACAAGGGGAUUAAAGAAUAUGAAUGCAAAGAAUGUCAUCGAAAAUUUGCACAGAAAGUCAACAUGCUGAAGCAUUACAAAAGACACACAGGAAUCAAAGAUUUCAUGUGUGAGCUCUGCGGCAAGACGUUUAGUGAGAGAAAUACAAUGGAGACUCAUAAGUUGAUUCAUACAGUAGGAAAACAGUGGACAUGUUCAGUCUGUGACAAGAAGUAUGUCACUGAUUACAUGCUACAGAAGCACAUCCAGCUCACUCAUGAUAAGGUAGAAGCCCAGAGCUGCCAGCUGUGUGGGACAAAGGUUUCUACCAGAGCAUCCAUGAGUCGACAUAUGAGGCGUAAACAUCCAGAGAUUCUUUCAGUGAGGAUUGAUGAUUUAGAGCAGCUGCCAGAGACAACUACCAUUGAUGCCUCCUCAAUUGGGAUUGUUCAGCCGGAAUUAGCCUUGGAACAGGGAGAAUUACCAGAAGGAAAACAGCAUAUGAAAGCUCCUAAACGUGGCCAGAAACGAAAACAAAAGUCAGGUGAGGAGGAGGAAGCUCAAGUGCCUGAGGACCCUGCCUUCAGUGAAUACACAGAGAAGGAAGGUGAAUUCACAGGGAGUGUUGGAGAUGAGACUAAUUCAGCUGUACAGAGCAUCCAGCAGGUGGUGGUGACCCUUGGCGACCCAAAUGUCACAGCCCCGUCCAGUUCUGUGGGGCUGACAAAUAUCACUGUUACCCCCAUUACGACGGCAGCUGGAACCCAGUUCACAAACCUCCAGCCAGUGGCUGUGGGCCAUCUGACUGCACCUGAACGCCAGUUACAGCUGGACAACUCAAUUCUCACCGUGACGUUUGACACCGUCAGUGGUUCUGCCAUGCUGCACAAUCGCCAAAAUGACAUCCAGAUUCAGCCGCAGCCAGAGGCAGCCAAUCCUCAGUCUGUGGCCCAUUUUAUAAACCUGACCACCUUGGUGAACUCCAUUGCUCCUCUGGGGAACCAGAUAACAGAACAGCAUCCUUUAUCAUGGAGGUCAGUGCCUCAGGCUGAUGUCUUGCAGGCUCAGGCACAGCCAGCGCAACAGCAGUCAGGACAGCAACAGGUUCAAACAGAACAACAACAACAACAGAUGUAUAGCUACUAAUUUAUACUUCGAAAAGUUUUGAAAUGAACAGUAGUUAGAGACAAAAACACACAGACAUUUGGAAAAUUUCUAAUAGGUUUGUUUGCUGGAUACCAAACAGAGAUAGGAAAAUGUUUAUACAAUGAAAUAAAAGCUAAAAUUGGCAUAGCACCCUGCAACACCCUAAUCUUGAGAUUCUCACACUGUCUCUAGACCUUGCACUGUCUUAAAAAAAAAAAAAAAAGAAAAAAGAAAAAGGAAAAAUUCUCACCAUAAAUUUAUCACCUCCUUGCACUGUGUAGUAAGAUUGAGAUUUGACUGGAGCUUCAUAAUACUUCUUAACCAAAGCAGGGAAAUCCUAAAUAUUACAGCACUGGUGAUUUGCAAAACCCUUUCAGCCAUACCUUGUCACUUCUUUCCAGUCUGGAAAUUACAUAUGAAGACCUUGUUCACAGUGAGGUGGAAUGCACUUGUGGUCAGCUGGUAAAGACUGAAAUGUAAAGACACAAAAUGGGCAAAACAAUAAUUGUCUUUUUUAUCUUCUUUAGAUCUUGUAUCUAACAACAUUGGUAAAGUAGGUGGAGGUUUGGGCUUUGGGGUAGGGAUAAGUGUGGUGUGGAAGAAAAUAUACCAAUUUCACAAAGUAUUUCCAUUUUAGUCGUGAGAAAAAACCCUGUACCCAUAACACAGUGUUAGUGCUGCUUGUCUAAUGCUAAAGGAACUUAUAUGGUCUUCUAGUCAAGUUUGAAUCAAGCCAGUUAUGAAUUUAAAAAAAGAAUGUGAUAGUUUUAUGUAAUUUUUCAAAACUGCUUAUUCAGUCUUGCUUUUAGCUAAUAGGCCUGAACAGCCUAAAAUCAGUCCACUUUGAUCAAGUUCAGGAUGUGAAUUUUUUUCAAUUAGUCUUCUUUCAUUGUGUAAUAAACAUUUGAGAAAGCAUUCUUUUUAUAUAUAUAUGCACAUAUAUAUAUCCUUUGUACUUUACUGUGUGUUCUUGGUGAGUAUUUGUGUGAAAAAGUUAUCAGUAUGAUUCAUUAAUUUUUUCACCCUCAUACUGCUCUUUCUGUUUCCAAAACUUACUUCCAAAAUUCAUAGCCACUCACCAGAUUGUGUGAAAUGCAAGAAAAAAGAAUGUCUGAAGCAUAUUCUGCCACAUGGAGGCAGUAUGCCCUAGUGUAUAAUGGGCAACGUUUGCAUGAGUGUUGGGGAUAUAAAUAAUGGGUUGGGUCAAAUGCAUCAUUGCUGAUACUACACUUUCAUUCCAUUCUCCAUACGUUGAUGUGCAGUCUGGACUUUUGCAUGUCAAGAAAAUAGUAUCUUUCCCACAGAGACAAAGCAGCUGAUAGCAAAAUGGAAUAAACUAAAAAAAAAAAAAAAUGUUGCUGCCUGGAAUCCUGAAAGGCAAAUCUGUCCUUCUAGCUGUGGCUGAAGAACAAGGUCUUUUGGGGCAGUAGACUGAGCCAUAGAACCAUGUUAAAGAUUUUUGCUGAGAAUAAAGUAGCUGCUUGUGUUUGACAGUGAAGAUAGAUUAAUGGUUGUAAAAAUCAUGUCUGUGCCUAUUGUAUUUAUGAAAAUGUUCUAUGUAUUAGCAAAAAUAUGAGUAGGAGUGACUUCAGCUUUGAAAGUCUGUAUUAACAUGGACUACUUGACCCUUAGAGGAUGCCUUAUAAUGUCUACAACAGAUUCUUCCAGAGUAUAAAUGUCUGGAUAUUAAAGUUAACCUCCAAUGGUUUUCUUGGUGCCGUAGCAGCGUCCAGAGGCUCACUAUGCUGGGCUCUGUGUAAAGCUUAAUUGCAACAGGACAUGUAUAGGAAAGGGAUUUCUGGUGACAGAUUUUGUAUGUCAGAGGAGCAGAACUACUUCUCUGUAAAUGUCAGCAAGCCUGUAAAAUGUCUGCAUGGAAGGAACCUAUAUUUGAUGGGACAAGGUUGUGUAUUGGAAAGGAAAAAUAUCUUACCAGGGUGGGAAAGAGAAUUUUUCAUUCCCUAGUCCUGCCUGUCUUCCCAAGAUCCUUUUCACACAAUACCGUGAGAUCCUGUAAUUUCAUUAGCCUCCCGCUAUCCUGAGAAGUGCAGUUUUAUGCCCUUCUAGCACCUGGAUUACUUCACCACUGGCUUGAGCCAGUUUAGUUUCUCCUCAGCUGUCCUGUCCACAAAUGCUUCCCCUUCAUGCCAAACCCACUGGUCAAGAGGAAGCUAGGAUUUAUUUAUGAAAUAUGUUGUUUAUGUAUUUGAAACUUUUUUUCCCCCCUGUGUUUGUGCCUAAUGGUAAAGGCAUGUUAUCUUUUGGCAGAGUACUGGGGGGGG
This is a messenger RNA of Athene cunicularia (burrowing owl), 8753 nucleotides long. RefSeq names its product PR/SET domain 15 (gene PRDM15). NCBI's taxonomy places the organism in Eukaryota, Metazoa, Chordata, Aves, Strigiformes, Strigidae. Gene Ontology annotation, cellular component: nucleus; cytoplasm. The transcript has 26 exons. The coding region runs from base 2926 to 6471 and encodes 1181 amino acids. Gene Ontology annotation, molecular function: histone deacetylase binding; RNA polymerase II cis-regulatory region sequence-specific DNA binding; DNA-binding transcription factor activity. Gene Ontology annotation, biological process: cell fate commitment; regulation of transcription by RNA polymerase II. The record is from RefSeq and is a predicted model, not a curated record.